This is a messenger RNA of Penicillium verhagenii, 4599 nucleotides long. RefSeq lists its product as uncharacterized. NCBI's taxonomy places the organism in Eukaryota, Fungi, Ascomycota, Eurotiomycetes, Eurotiales, Aspergillaceae. Gene Ontology annotation, biological process: regulation of transcription by RNA polymerase II. Gene Ontology annotation, molecular function: transcription coregulator activity. The coding region runs from base 1 to 4599 and encodes 1532 amino acids. Gene Ontology annotation, cellular component: mediator complex. The transcript has 3 exons. The record is from RefSeq and is a predicted model, not a curated record.
AUGAAUCCUAACGGUCAAUUCCCCAAUGCCCCCGGCGGCGGGGGCAUGGGCGGUGGCAAGCCCGGCAUGCAGCAGCCCAAACAACAACAACCGGAUAAUGGUCAACAAAUCAUCCUGAGCCAUGUCGGUCAGGUCUUACAAAACCAAGGCCCCUUCAGUGGAUGGAAAGCAGAAGUCGGCUGGAGGAUUCGUACCAUGAAUGUCUGGCAAAUGAUUACCUCACUCCGACUAAUCCAGCCUCGUAUUGAUGUUCAAGCCGCCGCCCAGGCUGCCCUCAGUUUUGAACAAAAAGCCUUUCACAAGGCCAACGAAAGAAGCGAAUACGAACGUGAAUGUAACGAAAAACUGAAUCACAUCAAAGAUACUCGUCAAAGACAAGCUGCUGUCGCCCUCCAACAAAGUGGCAUGCAAAAUGGCAUGAUGCCCCAGGCGGGCGGCAUGCAGAAUCCCCUCCAGCCAGGCUUUCCACAGCAGUUAAAUCGAGGAAUGCAGUCAUCUCCAAUCCCAGGUCAGCCGCAAAUGUCGAUGGGAAUGAAUGAUCCGAACCAGCAGGCCGCCAUGCAACAACGCCAGCAACAACAGUCGGUCAUGCUUCAACAACAACAGCAGCAGCAGCAGCAGCAGCAGCAACAACAACAACAGCAGCAGCAGCAGCAACAGCAGCAGCAGCAGCGUGCUCAACAACGUCCUACGAAUAGCGGUCCCCUCCAUGAUGAUCUGAACUCCCUUUCUCCGCAAGACGAAGAAAAUGUCUCUCGCCUGGCCAAUCAAAUGCUGGCCAAGACAUCCCCCGAAGACAUGGAGAAGAUUAAGCUUAAUCUUUCCAACAUGAGCCCCGAUCAGCAGUCCUAUCUGGCUCGCAAGCGCAUGGAUCCAAUGACAUAUUUCUUUCGCUCCCAAGCUUUGAACCAACUGCGCCGACACCGUCGAGCGCGUAUGGAGAUGGGUCGUCCCAGUAACGCCGGCAUGGACCCCAAUGGUGCCAUGAUGGGAGAUCCCAUGAUAAAUCAGCGUCAUAUGCUGCAGAACAUGAUGAAUCUCCAGCGGAACUCAGGCUUCUCUGGUAGCCCUGGCCAAAGUCUUGACUCGAAUUCUUUCAUCGGUAACGUGGAAAACAUCCAAGGACAGCAGGCAGACGGUCUGCGCUCACAGGAGGCUGGGCAAUUGGUGGUCCCUGCAAGCUCAUCGCAAAUGAACCAACCACCUUUCCCCAAUCAGCAGCCGCAGAAUGGUUUCCCUCAACAGAUGACUCAGAAUGCCCAGGGCAUGAACCCACAGCUCUUUGGACAGCAGCAGCACUUCCCGAAUGGUUCCAAUGGCCCCCAAGACCGGAUGCAAUUUCAAGCGCAGGCUCAAGCUCAGGCUCAGGCACGUGCGCAAGCUGCUGCCGCCCAGAAAGCUCAACUUGCUCUAUCGGGCCACGGUGGACAUGAAAACCCUCAGGCACAGGCGCACAUGGCCCAAUCUAGCCCGGUUAUGCCCAUGUUGAACCAACCCAUGGCCCCUGGUCAAAUGUCUCCUGUCCAGGUGCCUGGCCAGCCUCGACCUCCAUCCCGCCAACCAAACCCGGGCCAGCCCAACAUGCAAGGUCGGCCGCAGAUUCCUCCGAAUCUCCCACAGGCUAUUCAGGAUCAACUGGCCCAAAUGACUAAUGAGCAGCGCCAAGCAUUCAUGUUGAAUCAACGCCGGAGUGCCAUGCUUCGCAAUAAUGGCCAGCAACCCGGCUCUCUUCAGCAAGCAGGAGCACAACCCGGUCAAGGCCAAGCCAUGUUCAACGGUGCCAACGGCCGAAUGAUGCCUCUCAACAUGCCACCGGCCAGAAAUCCAGCUGCGGGCAUGCCCCAACAGAUUCCAGGCCAAGGCUUAACUCCUCAACAGCGUCUGCAGCAGCAGCAGCGGCAGCAAGAUCUCUACAAACUCCAGCUUUUACACCAACAAAACAAUGGUCUGGAGAUGAGUCCCGAGCAGGUCAAAGAGAUGGAUCGUGCUGCUUUCCCGCCCAAUAUCAUUAAUCACAACAAUACCCAGACACCCAAGCACAUAAAAACUUGGGGACAGCUCAAGCAGUGGGCCACUUCCAACCCUCAGGUAUCAAAUGGUGUUGAUCUGACCAAGCUCCUGACGCUGCAAAAACUCCACUUUGGACAGAUUGUAGCUAACAGGGCCGCGAGUGCAAAUAACCAGGGCCCGAACAUGAUGCCGCAAGCCCACCAGGGACAACCGGGUCAAAUUCCGAAUGGACAAGUUCCUCCCACCGGACAACCUCAGCCGAAUAUGCAGAUACGGCCACUCACCAGCCAGGACAUCCUCAUGGCUCGCCAAAAGAUGGGAGAAAAUAACCUCAAAUUCUCUGAUGAUCAGAUCCGCGAGCUCCUCCAACACCGCCAAAGGCAGAUCAUCCUGGCGAAUGCGCGCGCCCGACAAGAACUGAACAAUGCGAAUGGUGUUAAAAUGCCACCCGGGCAGCCCAAUCAGCCUAUGCCACGUCCCUCUGUAUCAGUACCCCAGAGUGCUGUCCAAGCCAACCAACCCCCAGCUCUUCAAGCACCGGUAACUGCCGAGCAUCAGCAGCCAAACAUGAAGACUCAAGCCGGAGGACCGGCAAAGAAUGCCAAGGCUGCAACUGGCAAACAAAACCAGAAGAACAAGGGGAAAAUGGAAGAUGUUGGAGAAGUCCAAGCUUCAUCUGCGCCUCAGCAAUCCCAACAACCCGUCGCACCUGCAAGCGCACCACCUGGAGCUCGCCCCCCUGCUCCUCGACCGAGUGGUCCAAUUUCCAAUGAGCAGUUCCAUUCAAUGACUCCUCAGCAACGAAUGCAAGUCGAAAGUCAUAUGCGGAAGCAGCAACAGGGUUUCCUCCGUGGCCCGAUCAUUAGUCGUGCUGGUGCGGAAGAAAAUUGGAAGAAGAACUUGAAGCCUGAAAUCAUGAGUGUCUACAUGGAAAUCGCCAAGAGCGCUCCACCUUCUCAAGCUGUUGUGACUUCUCCUGAACAGAAACAGGCUAUGUCCCAGCUGCUAAUGAACUCACUGGAUAUCUUAGGGAGGUUAGACGUCUUGAUGCUACAUGGAUUUGCCAAAGUGCAGGGCCAAGAGAAGAACAUCCGAAAUCUUCUUGCUAUGCGGGUCCAAAUCAUGCGACAGUUCAAAAAUACACAGGAUUGGGUCCUUAAUGACAACUUCACUAUCUCCCAAGAAUACCUGUCUGGUGCUGUUCUGUUCAUCCGAAAGUUGUUCCAAGUCAUGCUUCUCCGCAUCAAUCAACAACAACAGCAACAGCAACAGCAGCAGCAGCAGCAACAGCAGCAGCAACAACAACAGCAGAAUCAACAGCAGCAGCAGCAGCUACAGCAACCCCCUAAUAACGCUGUUGUCGCAUCUUCACCCCCAUCUACCAUGCCCCCACUGAGCACUACGAAUCUUCAGACACAUCAACAACAAGAGGAAGCCCGCCACCACGCUCGACGCGCCUCCAGCCAAUCUGGUGCAGCUCCCGCUCCGGCGCCAUUUGGAGCACCAUCCCCACAGGGCGUUCCGCACGCGUAUGGGCCAGGCGGUCUUGCCCCGGAAAAGCUGAAGCUUCCCCCACCCAAGAAGAGAAAGCAGUCUCACGCUGCUGGUGCCAGUGCCUCACCUGUGCAGCCUAAUGCCGCAUCCGUUGCGUCUGCCACUUAUCAGGCAGCCGUGGCGAACGCUAAGACCAAGGCUGCCGCUUUGGCGGGUGCUUUCAAGUGUAGCGUCGUUGAAUGCCACCACCACUUCCAAGGUCUCCCAACCCAAGCAGCUCUGGAUAAACACGUCGAAGAAAAUCAUCAACCCGAGGAAGAGGAGAACAUUGAUGAUCCCAUGAAGUUCUACCUGGAAAGUAUUUCCAUUGGUCUUGGAUUGGCCACCGACGGCCAGCAGCCCAAGCAAAGCGUUGAGUCUGCACCUAAUACUGCCAACGCUAGCAACAAACUGAGCAUAAUGGCUUCGCCCGCUAAGCAAGGCUUGCCUACACCGGUCACGGCUAGCACAACCCCCAUGGCUCGCGUGACCAGCCAAAUCGGAGCAAAGACUGCGUCUCCUGCCACAUCUGCCCAGCAGCUCACACCUCACCAAGCAGCGAACAAGAGUGCGAAGCCUUCUCCUGGCAAGCAACCUGGCAAGCGCACCUUGGAUGACCUCGAAGCUGAGGACCCAUGGGCGAAAGCUCCGAUGAACUUAGAAAAGAUUCAUGAUACCUUCGCACCCAUAUUUGCAGAAUGCCGACGGAAGGGUAUGGGCUACGAUUCCUUUGAUGAAUUCCUGAAUACCGACAUGUUCUCCCUCGACCAAUCCGAUGAUACCCCCGACUCUCAAGACAAUGCUCUUGCAACCAUGACUCCUAAGGAUGAUCACAAGGAUUGCAAUGGUGUUCCCUGGUACGAUUGGAUGCCAUGGGAUGAAGAGUCUAUCCAAGCUGCCGAAGACUGGAUGGAGAUGCCUCCUUCUUCUGAGUUCCUAAACGGCCUUCGCUAUCCGACUGGACCGGACGCUCUGAAGUUUGAUUGGAAUAAUGAUGAACAGCCCCAAAAAGAGAUGAACCUUGAGAGCGGCACUAUCGCAAUUGCUGCUCUUUAA